AAACUAUGAUAACAUAAUAUUUGGGGGUAAUCUUCUGAUUUUGUUUGGUUCAAACUCAAUUUCUACUAUUUUACUUUUACAUGCAUACUAAAUUAUCACAAACAAUGUAAUUCUAUAAUUUAUAAGAGUAUGACAUAUUAAUUAAGUUAAAAAAUUAAUAGAAUAGUACACUGAUUAAUGAAACAAAACGUGAUAAUUAGUGGGUGGCACAUUGUCGAUGUUUGCUAAGAUUGAUAACUAUAUAAGGGGUUCAAUUCAUAAUAUGUUCUUCAAACAUAAACUAAAGCUAGAGCUUCUCAAAUAUGGGAACCCUAGCAAAACCAAUGCUCAUGCCCUUAUUAUAUGUGUUUUGGCUUUUUGUAUCAUUGCCGCCACUCAAGUCGCCGCCGAUAAGCCUUAUGUUUACUCAUCGCCGCCACCACCGCCGUACUAUUACAAGUCGCCGCCACCUCCCAAACACGUAGAUCAUCCACAUUAUAACUACAAGUCACCACCACCACCAAAAUACAUUUACAGCUCGCCUCCACCACCACCAUACUCCUAUAAAUCACCGCCACCACCACCACCAAAAUACAUUUACAGCUCACCUCCUCCACCACCAUACUCGUAUAAGUCACCACCCCCACCACCACCAAAAUACGUUUACAAUUCGCCUCCUCCACCACCAUACUCGUAUAAGUCACCCCCUCCACCACCACCAAAAUACGUUUACAGUUCACCUCCUCCACCACCAUACUUGUAUAAGUCACCGCCCCCACCACCACCAAAAUACGUUUACAGUUCGCCUCCUCCACCACCAUACUCCUAUAAAUCACCACCACCGCCACCAAAGAAGUACUCCUACACCUCGCCGCCACCACCACCAUAUGUCUACAAAUCGCCACCUCCACCUUCUCCAUCUCCUCCUCCACCGUACUAUUACAAAUCUCCCCCACCUCCAUCACCAUCUCCGCCACCACCUUACUACUACAACUCACCGCCUCCUCCGAAGCACUACUGAUCGAUGAAAUUUGUUUGCUAUUUU
Messenger RNA from Erythranthe guttata (spotted monkey flower), 1024 nucleotides. The record is from RefSeq and is a predicted model, not a curated record. Lineage: Eukaryota; Viridiplantae; Streptophyta; Magnoliopsida; Lamiales; Phrymaceae.